Messenger RNA from Rhododendron vialii, 2080 nucleotides. Its product is annotated as phosphatidylinositol N-acetylglucosaminyltransferase subunit A. Bases 435 to 1772 code for a protein of 445 amino acids. The transcript is spliced from 10 exons. NCBI's taxonomy places the organism in Eukaryota, Viridiplantae, Streptophyta, Magnoliopsida, Ericales, Ericaceae. Gene Ontology annotation, molecular function: phosphatidylinositol N-acetylglucosaminyltransferase activity. Gene Ontology annotation, biological process: GPI anchor biosynthetic process. Gene Ontology annotation, cellular component: glycosylphosphatidylinositol-N-acetylglucosaminyltransferase (GPI-GnT) complex. The record is from RefSeq and is a predicted model, not a curated record.
CGCCAAAUCCCCUCUCUCGAAUAGCAAAAAUAAAAAUAAAAAUCCCCUCUCCAGUCUCUCUCUUCCCGUUCAUCCACACCGAUCUCACUCCAGUCUCGAUCUCCUUCCGACCCCAAUACCGAUCUCACUCACAGAUUCCGAUCCCCAUUGGAGCUCCUAGUUGUAUAUUUGGUGCCAUAAUAUGGGUAUAGAACCAAUUAUACAACCCCAUAGGAGUUGCAGUUUUACACUGUGAAGUAAUUGUCAUUACUAGUUGUUGCUGCCUAACGGACAACCCUUCUCCUUUGUCCGGGCUUGAACUGGCUGUAUAGAAGAUAAGACUAUAAGCAUGAAACAGGCAGAGUUAAGCAACGUUCAUAGUCGAUUUCUAGUUAUUUGAUAUCAUCCUAGCUGCUACCUCCUGUGGCUAUUCUUGAAGUCUUCAGAUAUCAGAAAUGGUUGAUCAAUCGAAACACAGAAUCUUGAUGGUCUCUGAUUUUUUCUUUCCCAAUUUCGGCGGUGUGGAGAGUCACAUUUAUUAUUUGGCACAGUGCUUACUUAAGCUUGGCCAUAAGGUUGUUGUGAUGACUCAUGCUUAUGAAAAACGCUCUGGGGUGAGGUAUAUGACUGGUGGCCUGAAGGUCUACUACAUACCAUGGAAACCAUUCCUUAUGCAGAACACAUUGCCCACAUUUUAUGGAACUCUUCCAAUAAUAAGGACAAUCCUCAUUCGGGAAAAGAUAUCGCUGGUGCAUGGGCAUCAAGCUUUCUCAACUCUUUGUCAUGAAGCUUUGAUGCACUCACGCACUAUGGGUUACAAAGUUGUGUUUACUGAUCAUUCACUCUAUGGUUUUGCCGAUGCGGGUAGCAUUCACAUGAACAAAGUGCUGCAAUUUACUCUAGCAGAUGUGAGUCAGGUCAUCUGUGUUUCUCAUACAAGCAAGGAAAACACAGUUCUAAGGUCAGGGCUACCGCCAGAGAAGGUCUUCGUAAUACCAAAUGCAGUAGACACAGCUAUGUUCAAGCCUGCUCCAAAACGACUCAGCAGUGAUGAGAUCGUUAUUGUUGUGAUAAGUAGAUUGGUUUAUCGGAAGGGCGCAGAUCUUCUCGUUGAAGUUAUCCCUGAAGUGUGCCGUUUACAUCCCAAUGUUCGUUUCAUUGUUGGUGGAGAUGGGCCUAAAAGGGUGAGGCUAGAAGAGAUGAGAGAAAAGAAUUCUCUUCAAGAUCGAGUGGAAAUGUUAGGUGCUGUUCCACAUGCUAAAGUAAGGUCUGUCCUGAUUUCGGGCCAUAUAUUCUUAAACAGUUCUUUAACAGAAGCAUUUUGCAUAGCAAUACUGGAGGCUGCAAGUUGUGGACUCUUAACAGUCAGUACACGCGUGGGAGGUGUCCCAGAGGUUCUACCAGAGGACAUGAUUGUACUAGCUAAACCUGAUCCAGUUGAUAUGGUACAAGCAAUCCAGAAGGCAAUAUGCAUCCUUCCCAACAUUGAUCCGCAUUCUAUGCAUCUUCGCAUGAAAAAAUUAUACAGUUGGCAUGAUGUUGCUAAAAGGACAGAGAUUGUCUAUGACCGUGCUUUGAGAUGCUCGAAUCAAAACCUUUUGGAACGACUUUCACGGUACCUCACAUGUGGCGCCUGGGCCGGCAAGCUUUUUUGCUUGGUCAUGGUCAUUGAUUUUUUGUUAUGGCAUCUACUGAAAGUAUUUCAGCCUGCUGCGGCUAUCGAGGUGGUACCUGAUAUCAUUACACCACCUCGUCAACAUGGAGAGAAGUCGGGGGAUGCCAAUAGCAAUUGAAGAGUAAAGCUUGACAUCAUGUACAGGGUCAACGCUUAGAUUGCUUGGCCUACUCACCGUUUAACUGGGAGCUAACAUGUAACAAAAUGCAGGAAUCGUAUUUUGACUUUGUCUUGCGAUUCUGCUAAUUCUUGCUCUUUUUUGGCUAAUAUGUUCAUAGAUUCAGGUGGUAAAGGGCCACAGUGGUCUGUGGUAGGUCAUAGGUGCAAAAUUUUGGCUAAGCCAUAACCAGAAACAAAAAGAACUAUGACCUACUGUUACAUGAUUUUGCUCUCAGGAUUGACACCUCAUCUUUUUCUUGUUCCCCC